AUGUUGCGCCGAGCUAUUCUGCGCGCUCGCCUGCAUUUACCCGCACCCAUUGGUCACGACAAUGGAGGUAAUGGUUCGUCUAGUGAUGAGGAAGAUUAUUCUGUUAGUCCUAGUGUUGCAUACACCAGUUUACGUGAUGACAACUCAGUCCAUGACUAUUUUUGUAAGCGCCCGGAGGAUGUUUCUAGUGUCCAUUUGAUUCUUGCAGAAGAAACAGCAAAGACAAGGAAAGGACACGUGUCAGAACUAUUGCUGGAUGAAGAGCGCAGUGCUGCAGCUGCUUGGUCGCGAUUGCGGACGCUCUACGGUCUAUUUCGACAACUUGAAGCCGCGACGGAUGACGUCGUAGAAGACAGCGACUGUGACAGUGUUGAAGUUGAAGGAAAGAGAUGUUAUUACGUGAAAAAGACUCGACGACACUGUAGACGUGAUGACGGAUUGCGGUCACUGUUACAGGAGGCGAGAAUGCCUUGUGGUGUAUUAUUACGGGACUUGCAGACAUUGUCGAUGGCAGACGGUAGUGAUGACAAUACGAUGCCUCAAGGGUUUACAGCCGGUAUGUUUGCAGCACUGGGAAAUGCAAUGUACAAUGAAAUGAUUGUAGCAAUGGAACAAAAGCGUAUUAGUCCCGACACAUUUGAGGAACUUGGUAACUGUCUAUAUGCUGAAGCAAUGAGUAAUGUCUUGUCCGCGACUGCGUAG
Molecule: messenger RNA, 702 nt
Organism: Peronospora belbahrii
Lineage: Eukaryota; Oomycota; Peronosporomycetes; Peronosporales; Peronosporaceae
Source: the annotation of a GenBank genome assembly